This is a messenger RNA of Anopheles bellator, 3620 nucleotides long. It is a transcript of the gene whd, whose product is annotated as carnitine O-palmitoyltransferase 1, liver isoform. Gene Ontology annotation, biological process: carnitine metabolic process; fatty acid metabolic process. The transcript is spliced from 12 exons. Gene Ontology annotation, cellular component: mitochondrion. Bases 437 to 2791 code for a protein of 784 amino acids. Gene Ontology annotation, molecular function: carnitine O-palmitoyltransferase activity. The record is from RefSeq and is a predicted model, not a curated record. NCBI's taxonomy places the organism in Eukaryota, Metazoa, Arthropoda, Insecta, Diptera, Culicidae.
UGCGUAACCAGUCGACGGGCGUAAUUUAAUUAAACGUUCAUAUCGUGUUGUUCUGUGCUACAGUUAUGCGAAAGUACUGCCACAGCUCGUGAUAUCAAGCCAGCAAGCGAACAAAACAGAAAGAAAUUGGAAAUCUUACACUGCACACCUUCCGGUACCUUCGGAGGCGACUACGGAAAAGGCGGUGUGAAAGUCAAAGGACCCGAAGAGCGAAGUAUGAUAUACGAUUAUAAAUAGAACCAUCUUGGCCGUCUUACGUUCGCGAAGGAAGUACAGGUGCAAUAGGAAGUUUAGUGAACCUGUGGCACGGCGCUUAUCGAAACACAAAAGUGGAACAAGCCGAAACUGUGCCGAGUAAUCGUUCAUCAACUGCAAAGCCGUGGUCGUGGAGAGAAAAGUCCCGCAUUCGUACCGGUAACGAUUAGCCGGCUGUGCUAUGGCUGAAGCUCAUUCAGCUGUUGCAUUCUCGUUUUCCAUCACCCACGAGGGAUGGGACAUAAACUACGAUCGGGAGGUUCUGGAUCUCGUCUGGCAGUCUGGUGUUCGAUCCUGGAAGAAACGGCUAGCCCGUUGGAGGACUGGCGUCCGUAACGGAGUGUACCCGGCACAUUUGCAGAGCCUAUGGCUGGUAAUAGCUAUAGCAAUAGGAUUGCACUUUUCACAACGACACGUCCCGUUCGAUUUAGUUAACAAAUGGCUUUUUGUUUUGCCCGGUGACACACUGCAGUGGCAUCUGACGGCGUGUUCGCUGGCGGGUUUGGUAGUUUGGUUAUCGAUUUGCUACACGAUGCGAUACUCACUGAAACUGUUGCUCAUGUACAAGGGCUGGAUGUACGAGAAGCGCGCCCCAGGCAGCAAAGUAUCACUCCAGACCAGACUGUGGGCACUAUUUGUGAAAGUUCUUGCCACCUGGAACAAGCCGGGAUUGUACAGCUUCCAGGGAUCGCUCCCACGGCUGCCGUUGCCGAGCGUACAGGAUACGAUGAGUCGCUAUCUUCGUUCCGUUCGCCCGCUGCUCGAUGAUGCUAACUACAAUCGUAUGGAACGGCUAGCAAACGAGUUUCAGCGCGGCAUUGCCACGAAGCUACAGCGAUAUCUCGUGCUGAAGAGCUGGUGGUCGACGAACUACGUGUCCGAUUGGUGGGAAGAGUACGUAUAUCUGCGAGGCCGCGGUGCCCUGAUGGUAAACAGCAACUUCUAUGGCAUCGAUGCCAUUUUCAUGCACCCGACAAAGGUACAGAGCGCUCGGGCCGCUAGUGUGAUCAAUUUGUUGUUACAGUUCCGUCGGACCGUCGAACGACAAGAGCUUGAACCGAUUCUAGUGCAAGGACUGGUGCCACUGUGCUCCUGGCAGUACGAGCGUAUCUUCAACACGGUCCGUGCACCAGGUCUGGAGAGCGAUAAAAUUAUACACUACCAAGACUCGAACCAUAUCGUUGUGCUGUUCCGGGGCUGUUACUACAAGGUUAUCAUUUACCACAACGGCCGACUGCUGCGACCGUGUGAGCUGCAAAUUCAGAUCGAACACAUACUGCAGCAGCGCGAGGAAAAGCCACAGCCCGGCGAAGAGCUGCUCGCUUCGCUGACCGCUGGUGACCGUACCAAGUGGGCUCAGAUUCGUCAAACGGUGUUCGCCAAGGGAGCCAACCGCACAUCCCUUCACACCGUAGAGAGUGCUGCGUUCGUGCUGUCUUUGGAUGAGAACCCGUUCGAGUUCGAUCUUGCACACCCGGAAAAGCUGGACCAGUUCGGACGCUAUCUUCUUCACGGCAAUGGUCACGAUCGGUGGUUUGACAAGAGCUUCACCGUAUGCGUGGGAAGCAAUGGACGGAUUGGUUUCAAUGCAGAACAUACGUGGGCUGAUGCACCUGUUUUGGCACAUGUUUGGGAAAAUAUUGUCGCUGAUGAGGCAAUCAAUAAACGAUACGAUGAGAAUGGUAACACCGUUGGCAUUCCUGAGUUUGAGCCGCCCACUCCGAAGCGCUUGGUGUGGGACCUGAAUGACAAGGUGGCGCUAGAGGCAAUCGACGAGGCCCAUCUGGCAGCUCAGAAGCUGUUGAAUGACGUAGAUUUACGGAUUCUCGUACACGAUGCUUACGGCAAGGGACUGAUGAAAACGUGUCGCCUUUCCCCGGACGCGUUCAUACAGAUGGCCUUGCAGUUGGCAUACUACCGCGAUGCCGGCAAGUUCUCCCUCACAUACGAAGCUUCGAUGACUAGACUAUUCCGUGAGGGGCGCACGGAAACUGUUCGUCCGUGCACAAUCGAAUCCGCUGCUUGGGUGAAGGCGAUGCUCGAUAGCACCGUUUCGGUCCAAGAACGAGUGCGUCUACUGAAUGCCGCCUGUGACCGCCACCAGCUCGGUUAUCAGGACGCGAUGUGCGGCAAAGGUAUCGAUCGGCAUCUGUUUUGCUUAUAUGUCGUGUCCAAGUACCUGGAGAUCGACUCACCCUUCCUGCAGGAAGUGCUGAGUGAACCAUGGAGAUUAUCCACUAGUCAAACUCCGCACGGCCAAACCUCCAAGAUGGACCUGCGGAAGCAUCCGAAUUGCAUUAGCGCCGGCGGCGGGUUCGGCCCUGUCGCUGAUGAUGGGUACGGUGUGUCGUACAUUGUGGCAGGCGAAGAUCUUAUCUUCUUCCACAUUUCGUCCAAACGGUCCUGCGGCACCACGACCUCGGAACGAUUUGCACAGGAAAUUUGUCGCGCAUUAUCGGACAUGAAACAUCUGUUCGAGGAAUACCGCAGCCUACAGAAGAAGGGCAUCACAAACGGUGCCAAAGCGGACAAGUAGCAAUCUUAAACCAAGGCACACGUUAAAGUGGAAUACAAUCAUUCGUCUACCGACGGCCCACCAUAAUGCCGUUACGUACAUCACAAAACCUCACCCGACAGUAUCCUUCAAUGUUCGUUAACGUUCUAGAAGAGCGCUGUUGGUCAAAAACAAACCUACACAACCAUUCAAUGUUCAAUCUGACACUUUCCCAUGCGGCACCGCACUGCAAAACAUUCUAUUUUAGGUUGGACUUGUUACUAUAUUUGUUGAUAGUUAUUUCAAAUUUUUGACCUAGUAUAACAUACUUUCCUGGAGGCGUGCCUUUCAAUAGUGGAAAUCGUGAAGGAGAAAUAAUGUAUCGAACGAAGUACAAUAGUUUAAAUGUUAUUCUUGUGUUUCAUUCUAUUGUAGCCAAGGCAAAUCCCUGUGUGAAAAUCUGCCUGCUGUUGUUACGCUGUUGCAGUCUAACUUUCCAAGGAAUUGAAUGGAUAAAGAUGUGAGAACCAAUUAAUAUCAGAAAAAAACUAAAAAUGGAUCAAACAUCAACGCAAUCAUCAAUGCAAUGCAAUAAGAGACCAUUUUAUGAUGUACGUAGAAAUUGUUUCCCACUUUGAUUUUGUUUUUUUAAAUAUAGAGUUUACGAUUAGUUUGUUGUAGAUAAAUAGAAAACAGGAGCAUUAUAGGAAAUAGUAUAGUAGAUUUUAGGGAAAAACACAAGUAUAUUUGAGAGAGUUACGAUAAACUAUGGAUGGUGGAACUAUGCGAAGUAGAGAAAAGAAGCUAUCCACUUUUUUAACUCUUGUACAUCUGUGUAUAAAGCCAAUUUUUUGGAAAUAAAUACUGAACC